UGGUCCAUUCUCAGAGCCGUCUGCCAGGCUGUCACAGUAGAUAGUCCUUCCUCCAUGAAAGAAAUCCGAGGGAGUACGGAAGUGAAACAGAACUUCGCUACACAAAGGACGUCAGAACGGCGUAACUGUAGACAAUCAUCCGAUAAAACAAUCAGAUAUACUCCAUGGCCAACACCGACCCAGACCCGGUAUACAACGCGACUACAGUGCAGGAGCCGAAAUCCAAAAAAUGGCUUAUCGUACCAUCGGAGAAUCUUGGGAAAGUCGGAUUCGUGAUAAAAAUCAUUGAAGUGCUUCUGUCUUUUGUUGCAUUCGUGUUGGAGGAGGUCGUGUCCAACUGCUCAUCCUGUGGGCCACUCUACUUCUUUGAAUUUGUCAGUUGCACAGCCUUCCUCUUCACAUUGUCACUCCUCAUUCUCCUUGCCACAACGCUGCACCAGAGAGUUGGAAUCAGAUGUUGGCCCUCCCUGGACUUUGUAUACACAACAGCCAUGGCAUUUUUAUUCCUCUUCGCCAGUGUAGUGUUUGCGGCUGUCAAUGGUGGGACAGGUCUGGAGCAGACCUCAGUGGCAUUUGGCUUCCUGGCCACAAUGGCCUACUUUGUUGACUUCAGUCUUUUUUUGAAAGAAAAAGGUAUUCCAUGUCGAAAGGGAAGCAAUCAACCUGCAACAGACAACACAACCAGACCAGUGCCAGAGAGAGAGAAACUUAAUUCUAAUGGAACUGACUAGAGUUUUACUGUUUUCACCAAAAUAUUACUGUCAGACCGCUGUUGUACUCUAAAGCUUUUUGUCCCUCAACAAACACAUUUUUUAAUAUAUAAGAACUGUUUUUACCCAAACACAAAGGUUAUGAUAUCGUAAUAUUUCUGUUUAGGUCUCUGGCCAGCUAAUGGACCAAUUUUAUCUUGUGCCUUGAACAUUUUUAUUUCAUAAUUGAAAUACAUAUAGGAGUCUUAACUUUACAAUUGAAAUAGAUGACACGCGUAUCAUCCAGUUUCCCAUUGCGGGGGCUUCUGGCAUUAUGCUUACAUUUUGCCACAAUGAAAAUUUUUACAUGGCUUUAAAAUAAAAUUAAAAUUAGGAGUACAGGAAUUAAGUUGUCAUGUCCCCAUCAGAGCUUAUCUUAUGUACUGUAGAAAUAAAUUGUUAUGGUUUAACAAGUACAUAAGAAGAUUCACUGUAUUUCUUAAAGAAGUACUCAUAAUCGAUUUAUUUAAUAGUAACAUAUUCAUUCUUGAAAUAUUAUGUUUUUGAGAAAAAUCAGGAUUUUAUCACGUAAACAUUACUGAUUGACACCUGUUUUAUGUCACAGGAAUAUGAAUAGAAUAUUGGAUAAAUUGUUAACGAAAUCACGAAAGUUCAGCAAAUUGUAUUAAAUAUUCAAAAUAUUAUUUUCAUAUAAUACUUGUGGGACAGGUAAAUAUUGCACUGUAUAGACCAGGGGUCGGCAAACUUUUUGACAUGGAGUGCUAUUUUUUAUUUUCCUGGUCAAUGGCUGUGCCGACAACCCCCCCCCAAAAGAAAACAUGCGCAUGUAUGUGAGUCCACUUGUGAAAAUGUUUCUAUUUUGCAUUUUUGUAUUUUACUAGUUUAUUUUUCAUUACAAAUGAUAUUAUCAGAAUAAUAAUUUAAGUGAAAAAUUUGUGCAAAACCUGCAUGUGAAAAAUCUUGCAUGUGAAUUUUCUUGUGAAAGUGCUUUAAUGAAAGAAAACCUGUCCUUUUGUACAAAAUGAGUUAAUACAGUUAAUGUCACAAAUUUGCUUAUUUGAUUACUGAUCACGAAAUUAUGUGGAAUCAUAAGUAUUUAUUAUAUUAUGUCACUGUAAUCACUAGCACGCAAGCAACCGUGAGAGAGGAGCAGGCUAUUUUAUUUAUAUGACCUUUUUCACACCUGCAUUCAAAUCUACAUCUUGAUGUAAUCCUUCCUCUUGAUCAUGCAGCCUAUUUUCAUCAGCUGAAUGGGAGGCUAAACACUUUUAAAGUGUGACUCGCGCUGUGCGUGUAAGCCAUUCACACAUCGCAAGCCGAUCAACUACAGUAUUUAGCCCUUUUCUGUGAAUCGCACCUGCAAAAUCCUAAAACUUUAUUUCCAAUUUAUAUUUUUGAACCCCACGUUGUGGAUUUAUGUUUUCUCUUUUAAUGUAAUUUUGAGUGUGACCAUGGUUUAAAGAGGGUGUACCUGUAUGCUGGGUUAGAAAUCUCAAGGAUUAAUAUUGGUGUUUUCCUUAUUACAUCACAUGUUGUUCUGAAUGCAAAAAGAAACAAAUGAAACUUGGAAUGUAGGCUGUCAUUCCACACAGACUGACCGAAUCAAAGCAGUGUUUACUCGCGCGAUUAACCGGAAGUGAAGCGCUGCCAGCUUGUGAUACAUGAAUGACUUGCAUGCGCUGCAGGAAUCUGUUGGGUAUACUACAGUCUCAUCACAUUUUAACUUUUCUUAGUCUCCCAUUCAGCUGAUGAAAACACACUGUGUGAUCAUGAGGAAGGAUUACAUCAAGAUGUAGAUUGGAAUGCAGGUGCGGAAUUUAUAUAUAUAAAAUAGUCUACUCUUCUCUCGCCAUUGCUGGAGUGCCAGUGAUUACCCCUCCGCGUGUCAAUGCUGGAAAGCGUGGCAUAGGUUGCCGACCCCUGGUAUAGACAUAGUCAUUAAAUCUAUUUUAUUGUAAAGAUAUUUUAGUGAACUGUUGAAAAUGAUUUUGAUGACAGCAGGAUGACGUUUUAUUAUCAACAUUCUCUAAUGGCCCUGUGAUUAUAAUUUUUGCUGUGCAAGGGAUGUCAGGGGUGUACAGUCAUAGAUUUUUUUAUUGAAACAAUCUGUUUUUAUAUUGUGUGGAACUAGAAAUGUAUAUUUUCCUUUGUGCCUUAUCUUGUUCCAUGUGGGCGCAGAUGUUAACAUGAUUCUAUCAUUGUUUUGUGAGCUGUACUUGUUAAGCUAUGAUUGUGAAGCGUUCAGUUGAGGUUAUAAGGAGGUGCCUGUUGGCCCAAUUGUGUUAAUGUAAAUUUAAAUGCCCGUUGAGAUGAGCGGACUGCAAAUUUUUGAGACCGUAGAGAUGAACGGACUGCAAAUUUUUGAGACCGUAGAGAUGAACAGACUGCAAGUUUUUGAGACUGUAGAGAUGAACGGACUGCAAGUUUUUGAGACUGUAGAGAUGAACAGACUGCAAGUUUUUAAGACCAUAGAGAUGAACGGACUGCAAGUUUUUGAGACACUAAUCUGCCCUAUGCUUUCACCCUCCUGUGCUGUAAAACAGACUUCUGCUUCCUGUGUUAAUUAAAAAAAAAAAAAAAUGUGUAUAUGUGAAUUCCAGAUAUUUUGUUGAUGCAUUGACAAUACACACUUGCAUAGUUCUCCUUAAGAUAUAUAUAUAUAUAUAUAAUUUUUUUUUUUUUUUUGGGUUAAAUGGAACAAAUCAGGUAUUGAUGCAUAGAGAUUUAAUUAUUGCAAAAUAAUAUAUUCUUUUUCCAAAUAUGAAGACUAAAAAGUAUAUCACAUGGACCACUUUUACAGCAUUGUUUUUGUAAACAUUUCUCCAUUCCAGUUCAGCAAUAAAUGGCUCCUGGGCUUUUUUUUUUGUAUUUUAUUUUUAUAUGUAUGGCCUGUAAAACAAAUGUACCUGUUGAUAAGGCUUCACAAAUGACAGUGAUAUGUUUAUUAUAUGAACAACACUUUGUGUGUGGUUAACUGGUGGAAUCAGUCGAAGACUACGUGUCUCCUGAUGAUUUGAUCAUUAGAUCUUGAGAAUUGAAUGUUGGCUAACUUGUUUGUGCCUUCAAAAACUAAUAAACACAAUUGGCCUUA
This is a messenger RNA of Myxocyprinus asiaticus (Chinese sucker), 3801 nucleotides long. RefSeq names its product CKLF-like MARVEL transmembrane domain-containing protein 6. The transcript is spliced from 5 exons. The record is from RefSeq and is a predicted model, not a curated record. Gene Ontology annotation, cellular component: membrane. The coding region runs from base 165 to 731 and encodes 188 amino acids. NCBI's taxonomy places the organism in Eukaryota, Metazoa, Chordata, Actinopteri, Cypriniformes, Catostomidae.